Rhizopus microsporus ATCC 52813 is the source of this 451-nucleotide messenger RNA. Its product is annotated as eukaryotic translation initiation factor SUI1. The coding region runs from base 10 to 351 and encodes 113 amino acids. The record is from RefSeq and is a predicted model, not a curated record. The transcript has 3 exons. Gene Ontology annotation, molecular function: translation initiation factor activity; ribosomal small subunit binding; RNA binding. Gene Ontology annotation, cellular component: eukaryotic 43S preinitiation complex. Gene Ontology annotation, biological process: translational initiation. NCBI's taxonomy places the organism in Eukaryota, Fungi, Mucoromycota, Mucoromycetes, Mucorales, Rhizopodaceae.
AUCCAUUUUAUGUCUGAUCUUGAAGACCUCAAUAAGCCUUUCGACCCCUUUGCUGAUGUUGAAGAAGAUAAAGGUGGUGUUGUAAACACUACCCAUUACUUGCAUCUUCGCAUUCAACAACGUAAUGGUAGAAAGACCUUGACAACCCUUCAAGGUUUGCCAAAGGAAAUUAACAGCAAGCGUUUGUUGAAGGAAGUAAAGAAACAGUUUGCCUGUAAUGGCACAGUCGUUGAUGACGAAGAGCAUGGUGAAAUUAUCCAAUUGCAAGGUGAUCAACGCUUGAAGAUGGCUGAAUUUUUGGUUAAUGAAGGCAUUGCAAAGAAGUCAGCUAUCAAGAUUCACGGUUUCUAACAGUUUUGUUAUUUUUGUGUAAAAGUUAUUUUAAUAAAUCAGCAUUCAACAUCUUUUGUAUAAAACAAGGAGAAAAAAAAUAAACAUGCUGUCAUCGCUC